This is a messenger RNA of Anas platyrhynchos (mallard), 7378 nucleotides long. It is a transcript of the gene SLC7A4, whose product is annotated as solute carrier family 7 member 4. Gene Ontology annotation, molecular function: amino acid transmembrane transporter activity. NCBI's taxonomy places the organism in Eukaryota, Metazoa, Chordata, Aves, Anseriformes, Anatidae. Gene Ontology annotation, biological process: amino acid transport; transmembrane transport. The record is from RefSeq and is a predicted model, not a curated record. Gene Ontology annotation, cellular component: plasma membrane.
UGAGCACUUGCUGAGAGCUUGGUUAAAAGACAUUGCACAUCACCUGACACCAGCACAUUUCUUGCACACCUGAAGCAAUGUUGGGACCUCACAGGAAAUGGGAUGGGCAAGGCAGAGACUGAAAGCAGUUGCUUUCUUCAUGGAUGAACGGCCCUUCAAGCCAGAGCAGCUGCUGGGGAUGGAUCAAGGACUCUUACCAAAGUGUGUUCAAGGGCUUUGAUUACACGAAGAUCAUUGUUGAAGGGUUCUCUAGCAUUCCUAUAGCAAAGGAUUGUAUUUGGGAGACUUCUCCUUUGUGUUACUGUUUGCUCUUGCCUGCAUCCUUUGCUAUUGCUACCUCUUUUCACAGUAGAAGGCAGUGUUAGAAGGUUCAGAAUGCUGUUAAUUGCUGAAGCUGGGAAAUGUGUCACUUCUGUAAGCCCUUAGGUUCUUAUGAAAGCAGAUCACUGAAGCCAUGGGGGUUUUCAGCAAAUUGGGACCAUCCCCAGCUGAAACAAGGAAACUGCAGAGGUGUUGGGAGACUUUGUGGGUGGUGUUUCAGUAGGGUGAGGUGGUGGUGUAGCCUGCUGAUGUAUGCAAAUGCAACAGCAUUCUGAUUUCCUGCAACACUGAGAGAAGCAAAGAGGCUUUUGCAAAUUCAGGGCUGAGUCACGCUCCCAUAUCCAUCAUGACUUUCCCCCCACAGGAUCAUGCUACUGCGGUUCAGUGAUUGCAGACAGAAGGUGUAUCUCUUGUGGGGUCACUAUCCCUAGCCAGAAAGUAGGUUGAUGUGGGAAUUGCCCCAUUGCAGAAUCCCCAAGAAUUACCAUGAAUUUUGUAUCCACUUGACCCUCAGCCCUGCACUCAGCUGCUAAAACAUCAAGGCUUUGCUGCCCUCUGCCCCAGGCUGCCUUUCUCCGGUGUUUAGGAACCUGGUUUGGUGGGUGAUAUUGGUAGCAGGGGAAUCGUUGGACCAGAUGAUCUGGGAGGUCUUUUCCAACCUUAAUGAUUCUGUGAUCAGCGCCUGGCAGGCUGCUCCAGUGGUACCAUGACAACGGCAGCAGAGCUCCAGCGGGAGCACUUGGGCUUCGUGCUCCCACCAUCUGGUUUCAGCAGCCUACGGCUCUGCCAGGCAAACAAUCCAAGCUGAAAUUUUCCAUGUCUGCGGUCUGCCUCAGGUUGUGCUUUAGAGGGGCUUUCUGAGCAAGGUGGAGGGUGGCGGGGCGCUCCGACAUGGUUAAUUGGUUGAAAAGAUUUAUUUUAAGAGAAUAAAUCAUCUGGGAUAGCUCGUGAUCAAGGGAGCGUUUGAUCAGCCCAGUUUCAGUGGAGGAAAAUUUAGUCAGCCCCCACAUGAAGCAUUACUAGGAGGUAUAAGGCUGAGAAUAGGCAGAUAUUCAAUUUUUUUUUUUUCAGCUGCAAGUUUUCCUUCUCUCUCCAGCCCCCCACAUCAGUGCAUUUGUGUCACUAGAGGGUGACACCUUCCUACAGGGUGAUGCCUUUCCUGCCUGGUGGGUGAGGGAAAGGCUGUUGUAGUCUGCCCAGACUUAAGCAAAGCCUUUGACACGGUCUCCCACAGUAUUCUCCUGGAGAAGCCGGCAGCCCAUGGCCUGGAAAUGAGCCAGCAGUGUGCCCAGAAGGGCAAGAAGGCCAACGGCAUCCUGCCUUGUGUCAGGAAUAGUGAAGGCAGCAAGGCCAGGGAGGUGAUGGUGCCCCUGUACUCAGCUCUGCUGAGGCCAUACCUCAAGUACUGUGUUCAGUUGGACGUGGUGCUUAGGGACAUGGUUGAGAUUAGUAGUAGGGGUAUGGUUGGACCAGGUGAGCUUGGAGGGCUUUUCCAGUCUUGAUUCUAUACAGAGCUGGCCUUGGCCCUGUUUCUGUAGUGGCAAUGUUUCUGCCCAUGGUAUUUGGGCUGGAGUUAAAUCUUGUGAGAGUAAUCCAAAGGAGCUGAUCUGGCUGGAAAUGCUAAAACAGAUUAUGGGCUUUCAGCUGACUCAGCUCCUGUGCAGCCCCAGAGCCCUCAAUCGGCCAUACAGGUGCUAUAGGAACACACAGCUGGGUGGGGGCCUUCUGCACCUUUGGUUGCAGCUCAGGUGGCUUCAGCCACCCACAAAGCUGGGCCUUAAGCUCUGCCGAAGUCUCAACGCAUGCAAGAAGCUGCGUGGAGAGGGGAUGCACGAUCAGACUGAGCUACCUGUUCAUAUGGCAGCAGGUGAGCAAACGGAGAGCUGCUGUGCCAGCCCUGUGUUUACUCAUGAGCUAGAGAAAGGUCGAUGAGCAAUGAAAGGAAGGGACAAGGCCCAUUUCCUGGUGCUUUGUUCUAUACUUUGCUGAGCUGAACGGGAGGAUAGCAAGGUCCCCUACAAAGGAGGAGGUACGUUGAGCAUGGAUAGAAGCGGGUUUAUGCACGUGGGAGCACUUAGUUUCAAAUGACAGGCUCCAAGUUGACUGUUACCACUCUGGGUGUUUGGGGUGAUGACUGACAGGUCCACACAAACAUGAGCUUUCAUGCUCAGGCGCCAUCAAAUGGCACAUCAGGAAGUAUUAGGAUGGGAGCAGAGGAGAAAAUGAAAACCAUUUUGCUGCCGUGAAGCUGCUGGUGCACCAAAACCCAAACCCUGCCCCCUUCAUUCCUAGAGUGCAGCAGAGCUGGAAAAGGUGCUGUGAAAGGCAGUGGGGCCUGGAGCACCUUCACCUCCAUUCCUCCAGCUGGAAACAGUGCCCAAGAGGGGUCAGGGCUGAGAUAAAACCACAGGAGGGGAGCUUCACUCUCUUCAAACAAAAGGAGUGUUACAUGAAGCCUGCAAAAGGCAGGUUGGGGUGGAACGGGGUUGUUUGUGUGCCGGGCAGCAGAGCUAGGAAGCUCCUUGCUGCAGGGGGUGGGGGUGCAGAGGGUUUACACUGGUUUUAGAGGAGAUGGGGCAGUUCUGGAGAAGAGGAAUCACACACUUCAGUCUCUCUGCUGGACUCUGGGUACCCUUUCACUGCUUUUUGCUUCGCAGCAUCACUGCGAGCAGGAUGGGUCAGUCCAGAACCUGUUUGCCACUGCAGCCCCUCCAGCUGCUUUCCCUUAUUCCUUCCUCUCCUUGGGGCAGAGCCGAGCGUGGGGACGAUCCCAGCCACCCAGCCAGGAGCUCCGGAGCAUGGGGAGGACAGAGACAAAAUCCCCCCCUGGAUAGGAGUGGGGCGGAGAAGAGCAGCCAUUCAGCCCUUCGCCCCAUCGUCUGCGUUCGUCUCCCGGGUUUUGGGACCACAUCUCCAUCCUCGGCUGCCGCCCACCUCUGAUGGGGACAAAAGAAGGGGGGGGGACAGCGGCAACGACCCGAGGGCUGCGGGGCUCCCUCCGCCACCUCCCGCUGCCGGGGACCCGCCCGCUGCCGGGGCCGCGCCGGCCUCCGCCCUUCCGCGGGGCUGGACCGGGCGGGGCUGAAUCGGAUCGGAUCGGAUCGAGUUGGAUCGGAUCGGGUUGGCUUGGAUCGGAUCGGAUCGGCUCGGAGCAGGUGCGGAGCUCCGGGGGCGCAGGGGCCGCCCGCGGCAGGUCUCCGAGCAGGGCAUCGCUGCCUCGGAGCCCUCGUCCUGCCGGAGAGCAGGGCCUGGUGCCUGCAGGAUGGCGAGAUGGCUGCCUCGCUCCGCGGACCUGACCCGCUUCUGCCAGAAACUCAACCGAGUGAAGACCUUGGAGGAUGACAUGAUGGAGACGUCCUUCAACAGAUGCCUUUCCACCAUCGACCUGACGCUGCUGGGCAUUGGGGGCAUGGUGGGCUCUGGGCUGUACGUCCUCACAGGCACCGUGGCCAAGGAGAUGGCUGGCCCCGCUGUCAUCGUCUCCUUCAUCAUCGCCGGCUUCGCCUCGCUCCUGGCUGCUCUCUGCUAUGCAGAGUUUGGGGCCCGGGUACCCAAGACGGGCUCUGCCUACAUGUUCACCUACGUGUCCGUGGGGGAGAUUUGGGCAUUUCUCAUCGGCUGGAACGUGCUGCUGGAGUACAUGAUCGGGGGCGCAGCGGUGGCCAGGGCCUGGAGCGGCUACCUGGACUCCAUCUUCAACCACAAAAUUAAGAACUUCACUGAGACCCACAUCGGCACCUGGCAGGUUCCCUUCCUAGCCCACUACCCGGACUUCCUGGCGGCCACCAUCCUGCUGGUGGCCACUGCCUUCAUUUCCUUUGGGGCCAAAGUGUCCUCCUGGCUCAACCACGUCUUCUCGGCUGUCAGCAUAGGCGUCAUCCUCUUCAUUCUCAUCAUGGGCUUUGUCCUCGCACAGCCCAAGAACUGGGGUGCCCAGGAGGGAGGCUUUGCCCCGUACGGAUUGUCAGGGAUCAUGGCUGGCACAGCCACCUGCUUCUACGCCUUCGUGGGCUUUGAUGUCAUCGCAGCCUCCAGUGAAGAAGCCAGGAACCCACAGAAGGCUGUCCCCAGGGCCAUAGCGUUCUCCUUGGGGUUGGCCACCGGCGCCUACAUCCUUGUGUCCAUGGUGCUGACGCUGAUGGUGCCCUGGCACACGCUGGACCCUGACUCUGCCCUGGCUGAUGCAUUUUACAGGAGAGGCUACUCCUGGGCGGGAUUUCUGGUGGCCACUGGCUCCAUCUGCGCAAUGAACACGGUCCUGCUGAGCAACCUCUUCUCCCUGCCACGCAUCGUCUACGCCAUGGCCGAGGACGGGCUCUUCUUCCAGGUCUUCUCCCGAGUGCACCCCCGCACGCAGGUGCCCGUCAUCGGCAUUGUGGUCUUCGGGUUCCUCAUGGCCCUGCUGGCCCUCGUCUUUGACCUGGAGGCCCUGGUGCAGUUCCUGUCCAUCGGCACGCUGCUUGCCUACACCUUUGUGGCUGCCAGCAUCAUUGUGCUGCGUUUCCAGCAGCAGAAGGCAGGCGCCCCCACGCAGCCCGCUGGCAGCCGGCCCAGCCCCGAGCCCCGCGAGGGCCCCGCCACCGGCGAGCUGAAGGAGUACGAGUCCUUCUCCGACAAGCUCCAGCUGGUGGAUAGAGACAAGAGCAAAGAGCACCGGGAGCCGGGGCAGCUGAAGGCAGCUUUCGAGCCCUACCUGGAGUUCCUCAGCGACUUCUACCCGGGCGAGGUGGUCACGGUGGCUGUGGUGACCCUGAUGGUGUCUGCCGUCUGCCUCUGCUCCAUCCUGGUGUUUGGCAACACCCACCUCCACCUGCCCACCUGGAGUUACUCCCUGCUGCUGGUCCUCUUCAGCCUGGGUUUCCUGCUCAGCCUCCUCCUCAUCUGGGUGCACGAGCAGCAGCGCAGCACGCAGACCUUCCAGAUCCCCCUGGUGCCCCUGUCCCCAGCACUGAGCAUCGUCCUCAAUAUCUAUCUCAUGCUGAAGCUCAGCUACGUGACGUGGCUUCGCUUCACAGUCUGGCUUAUUUUAGGCCUGCUCGUCUACUUUGGCUACGGCAUCUGGCACAGCAAGGAGAACCUGCGGGAGCCCCAGCUGCAGCGUGUCAGCGCCCACUACGUGGUGUUCCCCAGUGGCAGCCUGGAGGAGACGGUGCAAGCGGUCCAGCCCAGCCCUCAGCCCGCUGCUGGGCUGCCAGACACGGACACCGAUGAGGCCAAGAGAUGACGCCCCAGGGGAGGGGGCAGCUGGGUGGCCACAGCUCUGGAAGCGCCUGCCCCCACCCCACGACAAAGCCAGGGACCCCCUUCUGCCUGGUCCCCUGGGUGCGUGGCUCCAUCCAGGGAGGGCACGGGGACACUCGCCCUUCCCCGUGUGCUUACUGCAGAGUGUGGGGGGCUGGCUGCCUCCGUCCCCAGCCCUGGAACCGUGGCUCUUGGCCCCCAAAACCUAGUGCCUGCCAUGCCCACGGGGAGCCUCGUACCUGCCGCCGUCCCCUGCGCGCACCCAGGGGCCGUGCAGCAAAUCUCCCUUCUGCUGGCCCGUCCCCACAGCCCUGCACGGCCAGGGACACCGGGGCUGGGCCAGACAGCCCCGUGCUGCCCAUCCCAGGUCUGAUCCUGGUUCUUUCUGCAGCCCUGUGCUACCUGCAGCAGGAGCUGGCUGUCCCCUUGGCUGCCCCCACCUCUCCAGGGGCUGCUCUCCUGAAAUACCAGGGCUGCGGGGGCUGCAAGGAGCGGCUGGGGCUGUGUGAGCUGGAGACGGGCUGUGGCAGGGUGCAGGCACCUCCUUCCUAGCCAGGACCAUGGCAAAGCCAGCGUGGCUUGCAUGGUAGGAGCCCUGCUGCCUCUUCCCAGCUGCUGGUGCCUGCUGGUUUGGGGUGUGCUGGAGGCUGGCGGCUGCACUGGGCAGACUGGGAGCCCGAUUCCAAGGUCCUGUCGGGACAGACUUUUGCCCGGCCCUACAGGAGGGAUGGGCGCUCAGGAUCUUGUCCCCUGAGGUGCCAGCAACCUCCUUGGGAGCCUCCCAGCUCCCCCCUUCCUCUGCGCUCCAGCAGCUCAUCCUACACCAUCACCUGCAUGGGCGCAGGCACUGCCUUUUGCUGGCUCCUGGUGGCUCAGGAAGGGCUCUGGGGGCGCUUUUUGGUGUCAUCUCCUGCCCUGCACAUGUCCCUGAGCGGUGGUGUUGGUGGUAGGGGGUCCCAGCACCCACCUGGCGAGGAUGCUGUACUGGGCAAUCCCUGCCUGAAGCUGAAGGUAUCGGGGUUUUGGCAUGUUUUGAAAGAGGCUGCUGAUCCGCCAGGCCUCCAGCAUGCACACCCUGCCCUGCCCUGCUGUAGGGUGGGUGUGCAGCAUCCCCUGCAUCCCCCCAUGGGGUCAGCCCUGCCCUGGCAGGGAGCUGGUUCCCAUUGCUCAUCCCAUCACACCCAGGGGUGCAGGGGCUCUGUGCAAUCUGAUGGCUCCUCGGUGACCCCCCCCCCUCAAUGGCACAAAUCUGUUGGCCCUGCCCAUGUCCUGCUUGCCCCCUGCGCUGUCGCUGCUGCCGUGGGGGGGGGGCUGCUGUGUCCCCACCGUGCUGCAGCCCUGCUUGGCACCUCUGUGUAGUGGCUUGUGAGCAAUGGGCUGACUCAGUCACCCUCAUAAACACUGGUUCUGCAAUGGCUCUGUGUGUGUGUGCUGUAUGUCCCCCCAUAGCCCGCCUCUGGAAGCUGCUCCCCCAGCAGGAAAGCCCCCAGAAGCUUGGGCAAGGGGAGUUUUGCACCACCUGUGAGAGCCUGAACCCCUUUCUCAGCUGCAAGGACGAUGCUGAGCAGGGAAGUGUCUUGGCACCAAGGCAGAGGCUUUAAUGCUGCCAAAAGUCAUGACCCGAGCUGAUGAGAGAACUUGUGAAUCAGUGUAAAUAAUGUGAAUUAAAAAGUCACAAGAUAGCCUGUCUGGCCCCAGCCUCACCAUCGUUCGCUAGUGAAGCUCCUUUCCCUGAUAAGAAAGUGACUCUUAAUUUAAAAAAAUAAAUAAAUAUUCAGCAGCUAUCUGGGGAGGCAGAUAGCUUUAAGUCUCCUUA